Molecule: messenger RNA, 2311 nt
Organism: Arachis stenosperma
Lineage: Eukaryota; Viridiplantae; Streptophyta; Magnoliopsida; Fabales; Fabaceae
Product: GDP-L-galactose phosphorylase 1-like
Exons: 7
Coding region: 620-1936 (438 amino acids)
Biological process (GO): glucose metabolic process
Cellular component (GO): cytoplasm
Molecular function (GO): GDP-D-glucose phosphorylase activity
Source: RefSeq, a predicted model, not a curated record
CAAAACAAAACCCAUUGAUUCAUUGAUUCACAGCCCCAAAUUCUGGACAAUUUCUUUCCCCUUCUUAUCUCUUCUAUAUAACCACGGAUUCCGCUCACCACACUUUCCAUCCACCAAACUCCAAAGCUCCAAACUUUCCAUCCCUCUGCAUGUUGGGUAUCUCUCAAAUUCUCAGCUUUCAUUCAUUCGCAUAACAAUUUCUCGGAGAGGGUGUUAACCCUGUGGUAGAAGAGUUGCUGACAUCACGGCUAUUCACGGAGCAUCUCGGGUUCUCUUUCAUGUCCGAACUGUACGACGCAAGGGUUGCGUAGUUGUCACAUCCAACCCUUCGCCGCACGGUGGGCGUGGUGCUCUGCCUUCUGAAGGUGGUAGCCCCUCCGACCUCCUCUUCCUCGCUGGUGGCGGUUCUUCUUCUUCUUCUUCCUCCUUCUUCUAGUUUAGUAGCUUAGAGUAGUUGCUUCUUUUUUUUCUGCUACUUUUUCUUCUUUUCUUAAGCCUCUGCUAAGUUAACUUCAGCUGCAAAUUUAGUGAGAUCUUUGUGUUCUUCUUCUUCUUGUUCUUGUUUGCUUUGUUUGGGGUUUUUUUGUGAGUGAGAGAAAAAAAAAAGAAAGAAGAGAAGAUGUUGAGAAUUAAGAGGGUUCCUACUGUUGUUUCUAAUUAUCAAAAAGAGGAGGGUGGAGAGGCUACUCGCCCUGUUGGAGGAUGCGGUCGUAACUGUCUCAAAAGCUGCUGCAUUCAAGAGGCAAAGCUUCCUUUGUAUGCCUUCAAAAGGCUUGAGAAAGCUAAAGGGAAGGACUUGGCACUCCAAGAAUGUGGGGAGCCUCCUGUGGCCUUCUUGGAUUCACUUAUUCUUGGGGAGUGGGAAGAACGUAUGCAGAGAGGGCUUUUCCGGUAUGAUGUUACUGCCUGCGAAACCAAGGUGAUUCCGGGCGAGUAUGGCUUCAUUGCACAGCUGAACGAGGGACGCCACCUCAAGAAGAGGCCGACUGAGUUCCGUGUCGACAAGGUCCUGCAGCCUUUUGAUCAGAACAAGUUCAACUUCACUAAAGUUGGCCAGGAAGAGCUCCUCUUCCAAUUCGAGUCCAGCGACGAUGGGGAAGUCCAGUUCUUUCCAAAUGCUCCAAUUGAUGUUGACAAUUCUCCUAGCCUUGUUGCUAUCAAUGUGAGUCCUAUUGAGUAUGGGCAUGUGCUACUGAUUCCCCGGAUUUUCGAGUGCUUGCCCCAAAGGAUUGAUCACGAGAGCUUCUUGCUUGCACUUCACAUGGCAGCAGAAGCUGGAAAUCCAUAUUUCCGUCUGGGUUACAACAGCUUGGGCGCUUUCGCCACUAUUAACCAUCUUCAUUUCCAGGCUUAUUACUUGGCUGCACCCUUUCCAAUUGAGAAGGCUCCAACUAAGACAAUUGCCAAAUCGAACGCUGGCGUGAAGAUCUCUGAACUCCUGAAGUAUCCUGUUAGAGGUCUCGUCUUUGAGGGUGGUGAUACACUGGAAGAUUUGGCGAACAUUGUUUCGGAUGCUUGCAUUUGCCUUCAGAACAACAACAUACCUUACAAUGUUCUCAUUGCUGAUUGUGGAAAACAAGUCUUUCUGUUGCCACAGUGUUAUGCAGAGAAACAAGCUCUUGGAGAAGUGGAUGCUGAGCUUCUUGACACCCAAGUGAACCCUGCCGUGUGGGAGAUUAGCGGCCACAUGGUUCUGAAGAGGAAGAAGGAUUACGAAGAGGCAUCCGAAGCCAAUGCUUGGAGGCUUCUCGCAGAGGUCUCGCUUUCUGAGGCGAGGUUUGAAGAGGUCAAUGCUCUUAUCUUUGAAGCCAUUGCCUCUUUUGAGUUGGAAGUCAAGGCUGAAACCACCGAGGAGGAAGUCAAUGCAGCGAAAUCAAAGGCUCGUCCUGCCAAGGCCAUGGUAGCUGGUACACAAGAAUGCCUUGUUCUUCAGUAACAAGGUUUUCAUUAUUCAUGUCAACAACAAACAUUGCUACAAUUAUUCUUCUACCUUCUAGGUAGAAGCUACUUUUCAAGUUUCAUUAUGUUGUGCCUUAAUGAACCAAAUAAGCAAGUAUGCUAUGUAUGCAUGUUCUUGCUUUUGUGUGGCUUUGUGUUGCUUUGUUAUGCUUUACGCCGUCUUUUGACUUCGUAAUAUGUAAUAACUACUCUCAUGUAGCUGUUUGAUCCAUGUAGUCGACUCUGGCUACCUAGUGGGAUAAGGCGAUGUUGUUUCUGUAAUAACUGCUCUCAUGAGCUGAAUGUUGAUUUGUAAGUGCUCGUCGAGUAAUGAAAUUGCUUGACAUGAUGUAUGAAUAUACCUAAUUCUUCA